Molecule: messenger RNA, 678 nt
Organism: Balearica regulorum gibbericeps (East African grey crowned-crane)
Lineage: Eukaryota; Metazoa; Chordata; Aves; Gruiformes; Gruidae
Source: RefSeq, a predicted model, not a curated record
CUUUUGCCUUCCUGGUUUCUGAGGCCAUGCCCAAAGUGAAGAGGAGCAGGAAGCCUCCCCCGGAUGGCUGGGAGCUGAUUGAGCCAACGCUGGACGAGCUGGAUCAGAAGAUGAGAGAAGCGGAGACUGAGCCUCACGAAGGAAAGAGGAAAGUGGAAUCCCUUUGGCCUAUUUUCAGAAUUCAUCACCAGAAAACACGUUACAUCUUUGAUCUCUUCUAUAAAAGAAAAGCUAUCAGCAGAGAGCUCUAUGAAUACUGCAUCAAGGAAGGAUACGCUGACAAAAACCUGAUCGCAAAGUGGAAGAAACAGGGUUAUGAGAACCUCUGCUGCCUGCGGUGUAUCCAGACACGGGACACCAACUUUGGAACCAACUGCAUCUGCAGGGUCCCCAAAAGCAAGCUGGAAGUGGGGAGAAUCAUUGAAUGCACUCACUGUGGAUGCAGAGGCUGUUCUGGGUGAAGCCUUUAGCCAUAAGACUACUUUUUGAACUCAUACCUAUCAUCCUACACCAUGGACUAUUAGUGCAGUUGAAGCCACCUUCUGUGUGAUUGGGUAUUUCUGUAUAGCCAUUAGAACAGCAACGUAUUCACCUGGAUCAUAUAUACAAUGGUGGUUGUUUUGGAGUAGGUUUUUGUGUAGCCAUUUAUUUUAAAAUAAAGUCUGCCCUCCUGAGAGA